AUGAACAACGUCGACCCAUUAAACGCACAGGUUUAACUUGAAAUGUUCUGUUUUCCCAAAUGGAUCGCUUUUAGGGGGAUUUUGUACCUCAAAUCGUCGGCGUUGAUAACUUUGGACACAGAAGGAAUGAAAGCGCAGAUCUCAGAGUCGUUGAAAAAGAAUCCGAAGUCCUUUUGCGCAAAUAUUCCGGAGGCGCUUUGAGCGAUCGUGAGUUGGUUUUCUUUUUUUUUUCCUAAACGGAUGCAUUUAGCUAAGAACUAAGUCCAGAAUAGGUCAAUUUUUUUUCGAAUCUCAAACUUUCGAAGUUUUUAACCUAAAUGCCUUUUUUCCUCAAGCACAUUAGAAAGUAAAAGAUAGGACAAAAAAUGAGGAUAUUUUUGAGAUGUAUAGUAUAUCUAUAGCUCGCUUGAGAUUUUAUCAUAUUUAAAAAAUCGCCUAAAAAGCGUACGAAACAGAGGUUUUUAAGUCUGCUGUGUUCCAAGUUAGCGGUGAAUGAAGUAUGUGUGAAGUUUAAGUUAGAAAAUUUUAUGUGCAGGUUUUCAAGCGUUUUUAUGAAAGCAUCUUUUUUCAAGUCUAUUUAUUAUCUGAUCAAAAAAUUUGAUGAUUUAAAACUGUUUCGAUUUUUCGUAUUUAUUUGAGGAAACUGUGAAAGGCUAAACAUUUUUUUAUCAUGAAAUUUAAAAGAAAAAUUUCAUAACUAACAGUUUGUGGGCGUCAAAGAAAAAAAUCGUACUAUGUUUGAUGACAUCUACGGAAUAUCUGGCCUUAUGAGACAAUAAAUUUUUAUCAGUUUUGUAUUUCCUGAUAAAAAAGAUAAUUUUCAGCACCAUACGUCGCGAAAAAGAAACUGAGUUUAUCACGCAAUGUCAACCUUCCGAUUCGAAAGGUACUAGAAAAGCAAUGUUUCAUAAUCAUGAUUUUUUCCAGAGUUCUUUUGAAAUGCAGCAUACGAAAAUUGAUAUUUCACCCGUGACAGAAUCUCCGCUCGGAGAGACUUUCAGGUGAGAAAGUCAAUAAGAAAUAAGUUGCAUUAGAAAAAAGUUUAGAAGUGCGGCCGAAUUUCCGACAGACGAUUCGAAUGAAGUUUCUUUAAAGCAGAAAGAAGUUCUCACAAUCCGAAUAUACUUGUCCCGUUGUGUGGAUGACGAGGAGGACGAAACGGAGGAAAAUGGUUUGUGAGAACUUUUUAGACGGAAAAAUGAUUCUAAAAUUCUGCGUAGACUUGGCUCACCAUGGAUAAUCAAAUCCAAAGAAAGAUCAAUAUUCUUAUGGUUUGAAACGAAAAUCAAACUUGAUCACUUCAAAAAUCAAGUAUUAGAUAUUUUAAAUAUAAGCGGACUUUGAAAAAGUUGAAUAAAAAAGAAGUUUUAAAAAUUAUAUUUCGGCUUUUUCUUUCUCUUUUUUCAAAAACGAAGGUUUUCCGAGCCAAAAAAUUAAUAAUUUGGUUUUUUCCAGUUUCUGGAGUGCAAUUUGUGAUCGAAGGAGGUAGACUGGCCAACGCGGAACUUCUGCUGCGGCUGAUGGCCAACCAGUGCAAGAUCCCGGCGGACGUCGCCUGCGAAGCCUUCGCUCUUUGGAUGGUCUCUUCCCAACUUGGUAUCACCUUCGCUCCGUUAAGACAAGCCUUUUUUUUGAUCUCCAGAAGUUCAACUGAAGCCUCAUCACAGGCCUUACGAGGUUCGCUGUGGCUGGAAGGCGUGCCUCGCGAGGUUCGCCCCUCUGGAGACUGACGUCAUCAUCGAGGAGCCUGUGCUUUUCUUCCGCCGAAGUGUCCAUCUCAGCGUCAGUCGAGAACAUCAGGUAUCGGAAAAUCAUCUGAUGGUUUCUCUCAUAUUCGACCUUUAUGAUGGGGAAAAAUUACCCUCAGAUUGUAGAAAAAUUUUUUGGUCCCGUUUGAAUCCCUAAACCUUCUUAUUGCACUGGAUAACUUUUUUAUUACCUUAUUCUUAAUUUUUCCUCAUAUCGAAAGAUAAUUGAAACAAAUAUAGGUUUCUUCCGAUGUUAUAUAUUGAGUUUUUUUCUCCGAUAUAUUUUUUUCUUUUUCUCAGUUGACUUUUUGGCUAUAACUUUUUUUUCAAAGAUCUAUUGGGCAACUUUUGACGCAAAAUCGGGAAUUAAUGCAAAAAACUUAGUUUCUUGAAACCAGUCUCAUUCAGAAGUUUGAUUGCGACCAAAACAUGUAUUUGGUUCCCUGACAGAACUCUCGACAUUGAAAGGAUACCAUAAGAGCGGUUGCAGAUCAUCGGGUCCUACCCGGAAUGCGCAGAACUGCUUCUUCUGGACGCGAAGACGGCGCUACAGUCGGACCGUCUUCCGAUGGAGGCCGAGGCCGCCGCCCACAUUGCCGGUCUCUCUUUCGCUCUACAGUAUGGCGCCUUCAACGAGAAACUCCACAACAUAGAGUUCAUUCGGUUGGAUGACGUCGUCCCUCUUCCGAAUGACUAACUCUUCUCUUUUGCAGGAAAGCAAUCGAGGCGCAUCUGCCCAAUAGUUUGUGCAAACAAAUACGUGGAACCAUGAUUUUCGGCAAGGCGUUCAAGGGUUCAACGUGAGAUUCUCGUGACCUUUAAUCUUUUUCAGUCUUAUUUGUAGAACCAACGAAGAACGCCUAAUGAAAGCGUGGCAACUUGCUGGCUCGAAGGAGAAAUACGAGCUUGAAGUUGAUAUUCUGAAAGCGUUAUCUGAUGCCUCCUCAUGUUAUGGGUUUGUUUCAAACCAUUAGCGAGCGCAAGUUAUAUUUCUUCAGUCGUUGAGAAGUUUAUAACAAAAUGAUUCUAAUCACCUUAAAGUUUUUACCAAAUUGGAAGUUUGAAAUUGUUUCGGAAAAAAAAAAAUUAUUCUCCAUGAGCUCAGUUUUUUUUUGUUUUUGAAAAGGUAGGGUCUCUCAAAAAAGAACCGUUUAUGCUAUAAUUUUGGCACCUUGGAAACGCAAUGAGCCAUUAACCACUCUUGCGAAACAGGAUAGUUUAUGAUAUAUACAUUAAAUUGGUUUUUUUAAGUUGAAAUUCAUCCAUGUCUUACCUUAGCGUUGAGUUAGCUAUAAACAGUUUGUUUGUGCAUUUUUCAAAAAAUGAAGUUUAAAUUUAGUAGUUAAAUCUUUUAUUUAAGUUUGUCAUUUCCAGAAGCGCCUAUUUCUAUGGAACGAUAGAAAGGCCUUCGAUUUCCCCACUGAAAGACCUUGGAAAGUUUUUCCAAGCGGUCACCGGCGGCGGACUGUCGGAUGUUGAGGUUCGAGACUCUCCUCAGAAAAAGAAAAAAGGGAAACUUCAGGUACGAGUUGGCGUCAACGAGGAGUUCAUCACGGUGUUCGACCUGGAGAAAGAAGAGAUCCUUCUCGUGCAGAAAAUCGAAGACUGCACUUGGCGACGCGUCGACUGCGAGAUCGACGGCGAUUCCGAGUGCGAAUCCCAGCUUCUGCUCCAUUUUCCUGACGAACAAGUCAGCAAAUCUGGAAUCAAUAUUGGAUCUACAACGUCUUCUACUCGAACGAAUCUUUUGCAGGUUUGUGGGGCUGCAUAUUUCUGGAAAAAUGAUAACUUUCUUCGAAUGUUACGCAACAAAAAACAGAGUGGUUUUAAUCUUGCCAUGGUCCUUCUACUUGAAGGAAUUUUAUUCACAGUUAAUUUUUUUCCAGCUUCUCAGAAAAAAAAUUUCUUUUUUUUUUCGAUUUGCUGGGAAACAGCUUUUCUAUGUUUGAAAGUUGAAGACCGAAAUAGUUCCUUAACACAUCUUAAAAUUUCCUCUUCUCAUCAUAAUUUGACAGAACUACUCAAAUUCAGAUUGUUCUAUUGUUUCAAAAAUGCGGAUAUUGACAUAAUAUGAAAGGUUUUACUUUUCUGAAGUUGCAGAGCACUCAAAAUAUAUAGAGAAAUGCUAUAAAAAGUGAAAUCAUCAAAAUAUUUUCUCUCAAGAUGUAGCAAUCCUUUAAUAACACUACAUUUUUCAGAUUUUCGGAAAACAGGUGGUUCUGGUGGAAGUUCUUCUCAACACACAGAGAUCAGUGCGUGAGAGAAACCUCGACGAAUUAAUCUCCCCGGUAAGUUUUUCAAACGAGAGUCUGCUGUUUUUUGAACAUUUCUGGGCUUUGGUCAUCAGGAAUUUUCAUGAGAAAAAAACUGAGUGUAUGUUUUACAGGAAGACGCGGUGGGAGAACUCUCGGACUCUUCAACGUCUUCCUCGCCUCCGAAGAGCUACCACUCGACGACUUCUAGCGGCUCGAGACACAGCGCCGUCUCCAGAGCCGCCUCUUUCUCCAAAUGCAACAAACUUUGCUUGGCGCGCUUCGAAAACGGAAAGUGCGUGAAUGCUCGUGGAAGCCUCAAAAAAGUCUUCCAGCCCAACAACAGCUCUGAACAGAGUGUCUGUUGA
Messenger RNA from Caenorhabditis auriculariae, 4368 nucleotides. NCBI's taxonomy places the organism in Eukaryota, Metazoa, Nematoda, Chromadorea, Rhabditida, Rhabditidae. The record is from the annotation of a GenBank genome assembly.